ACCAUACACAUUGGCAACCAAUCAUAGCAACUCAUCACUAAACAUUGAGAGAAAAUGGGAAACUUAGUUUGGCAGAGGCAGUGGCCUCAACUCCUCUGUGGAGUAGCAUUGUGCCUAAUGGCUCUCAGUGUUGCCGCUGAUUAUGAUAAGCCAUACUAUGCAGCACCACCAUCUCAUGAGCAACACCCAGAUAAUCAUGGCCCCAAUGUCCCUCCAUAUUACUACAAAUCCCCUCCUCAACCUUAUGUCUACAAAUCACCACCACCUCCAUCCCCAUCUCCACCACCACCUUAUGUCUACAAGUCUCCUCCUCCCCCUUCUCCUUCACCACCACCUCCAUAUGUGUACAAGUCCCCUCCACCACCAUCUCCCUCACCUCCUCCACCUUAUGUCUACAAGUCUCCUCCUCCACCAUCUCCAUCACCACCACCUCCAUAUGUGUAUAAGUCACCUCCUCCUCCAUCUCCUUCACCACCCCCACCAUAUGUUUAUAAGUCUCCACCACCACCAUCUCCAUCACCACCACCUCCAUAUGUUUAUAAAUCUCCUCCUCCACCAUCUCCUUCACCACCUCCUCCAUAUGUGUAUAAGUCACCACCUCCUCCAUCACCUUCACCACCUCCACCAUAUGUUUACAAGUCUCCACCACCACCAUCGCCUUCACCACCCCCUCCAUAUGUUUACAAGUCCCCACCUCCUCCUUCUCCUUCACCACCUCCACCAUAUGUUUACAAAUCACCACCUCCUCCUUCUCCUUCACCACCUCCACCAUAUGUUUACAAGUCUCCACCACCGCCAUCUCCUUCACCACCCCCUCCAUAUGUGUAUAAGUCACCACCUCCUCCUUCUCCUUCACCACCUCCACCAUAUGUUUACAAGUCACCACCUCCACCAUCCCCAUCACCACCCCCUCCAUAUGUUUACAAGUCCCCACCUCCUCCUUCUCCUUCACCACCUCCACCAUAUGUUUACAAGUCUCCACCACCACCAUCUCCUUCACCACCCCCUCCAUAUGUGUAUAAGUCACCACCUCCUCCUUCUCCUUCACCACCUCCACCAUAUGUAUACAAGUCACCACCUCCACCAUCCCCAUCACCACCCCCUCCAUAUGUUUACAAAUCCCCACCUCCUCCUUCUCCUUCACCACCUCCACCAUAUGCUUACAAGUCUCCACCACCACCAUCUCCUUCACCACCCCCUCCAUAUGUUUACAAAUCUCCACCUCCUCCAUCACCCUCCCCUCCCCCACCAUAUGUUUAUAAGUCUCCACCCCCGCCGUCACCUUCACCUCCUCCACCAUAUGUCUAUAAGUCUCCACCCCCACCCUCACCUUCACCACCCCCACCCUAUGUUUACAAGUCACCACCACCACCAUCACCUUCACAACCACCUCCAUACAUUUAUAAGUCUCCUCCUCCACCAUCUCCUUCACCCCCUCCUCCAUACAUCUACAAGUCACCACCACCACCAUCCCCUUCACCACCACCUCCAUAUGUCUACAAGUCCCCACCCCCACCAUCUCCCUCUCCACCACCUCCAUAUGUUUAUAAAUCUCCACCUCCACCAUCUCCUUCUCCUCCUCCACCAUACAUUUACAAGUCCCCACCACCUCCUUCUCCAUCCCCACCACCUCUGUAUGUCUACAAAUCUCCACCCCCACCAUCUCCCUCACCUCCUCCACCUUAUGUCUAUAAGUCACCACCUCCACCAUCCCCUUCACCACCGCCUCCAUAUAUCUACAAGUCCCCACCCCCACCAUCUCCCUCCCCACCACCUCCAUAUAUUUAUGAAUCUCCACCUCCACCGUCUCCUUCUCCUCCACCACCAUACAUUUACAAGUCCCCACCACCUCCUUCUCCAUCUCCACCACCUCCAUAUGUCUACAAAUCUCCACCCCCACCAUCUCCCUCACCACCUCCACCCUAUGUCUAUAAGUCACCACCUCCUCCUUCUCCUUCACCACCUCCACCAUAUGUAUACAAAUCUCCACCACCACCUUCUCCGUCACCUCCUCCACCUUAUGUCUAUAAAUCACCACCACUUCCUUCACCUUCUCCUCCUCCUCCUUAUAUAUACAAGUCCCCACCUCCACCAUCUCCAACCCCUCCUUAUAACCCCUACCUCUAUAAGUCACCCCCACCUCCUGUGUAUUAAGCUUGCGACUAAGGAAGUUUGAAUAUUUUCAGUAAAAUGGUGUUCAAACUUGUCACAGUUAAUAUGAUAUCAUCCUCGUCUCCCGAGUAUCAAGCUUGUGGCUAAAGCAACUUGAAUCUUUUCAGUAAAUUACAUUCAACAUUGUUAAAGUUAAUAAGAUGUUAUAAAAAAGUCAAGAUUAGUGUAAUUGUGUAUGUAUUGGUGCUAAUUCUAAAGUGUGUACUAUUGCUUCUUUUUUUUCCAAAUUCCAUGUAAUAUCAUUUUUUUGUCUAUCUUGAUAUAUGUUGGUUUUCAUUUC
Lotus japonicus is the source of this 2452-nucleotide messenger RNA. Its product is annotated as extensin-2-like. Lineage: Eukaryota; Viridiplantae; Streptophyta; Magnoliopsida; Fabales; Fabaceae. The record is from RefSeq and is a predicted model, not a curated record. The transcript has a single exon. The coding region runs from base 55 to 2154 and encodes 699 amino acids.